AUGUUCAUGUGAGAUGCUUUUAUUAUAUAAGCAUUGUCCAUGUGGUAUAUGUUUAUUUUAGAGUAAAUACAAUUUAAUAUCGAAACCUUUUAUUUUAAACAAUAUAAUAGCCAAACCUUUUCAAAAACAAUCUAAUAUCCAAAUCGUCAACUUUCUGUUUGUUUGACCGUUAGUUGACACUUCAAAAAAGUUCGAAGUAUGACACUUCAUCAAUAUCCAUCGAUAUCUUCUCUGAAAAACCACCAACAUAUCGUAGUUCCAAACCCGAGAAGUCCAUGACUCCACCAUGAUGGUAUAGAAUAUCUAGAUAUUCAGUCAUCUGCAAUGCCAAAACAAGAAACAAAGUUGUAUUGUGACAAUUUCCCCUCAACAAAGCUUUUUUGAAGUGUCAACUAACGCUCAAACGAACGGAAAGUUAACAAUUUGGAUAUUAGAUUGUUUUCGAAAAGGUUUGGCUAUUAUAUUGUUUAAAAUGAAAGGUUUGGAUAUUAAAUUGUAUUUACCCUUUAUUUUAUAACAAAACCAAGUCCAUAGAUAUAGUCAGAAAAAUUAAUCGAUUCGUUAAAAGAGGAGAAUAAUCGAUAAAGGUUAGUCUGAUACCCAAACUCCAUUUCUCCACGAACUCACGAACAACACAGCAUGCAACUAGCUACCAACAAUACAAGACUAUAAUCGAUUAAUCGAGAUUGGAGAAUAAUCGAUUCAUUAAAAGCGGGCGCCUCAACUUAUCGAGCCACUUUUGUGUUUUGUUGUUGUUGUCAUCGGAGGAGCCGUGACAUGCAACGAUGUUAGUCGAGUAACAUAUCACUCCGCCUCUUCGUUAUCUUCAAAUCUCUUUCCAAACCCAUCUCUUUUGAAUUUACACUAACUAACCUAUUGUAUUCGAGAUUUAUAAUUUAGUUAACACUUUAUUAACUUUCUUUAAUGUAUGUUGUUUUUGUGUGAGAAGAAACACAACAUCACUUUUUAAUUACCAUAUUACUAUUUUUAAUGUAAAAAUUUUUGUGAAUAUCCACAACCAACUCGCACCCAUCAUUUACUGCUGGAUCAUCACCUUGUGUCAUAUUCAUAUUGCUGUAGGAUUAACAAGUUUGGAAAAGAAAAAGACAGCACUUCUAAUUAUUUUUCGUCACCUCACACUUGAAUAACAAAUGACCAUAAACAAAGAUUCAAGCAAGCAAGUAAUUCUCUUUACCACCGAAAGAGAGAAAUAAAGAGCCGCAGCAUAGAAGGUUUGGACGCAAAACGGGCCCAUCUAAGCUUACCCAAUCACAUUCCAUUACCCAGUCCAGUCCCCAAAAGAAAAUCGGAAAAAAGAAAAAAAAUAUCGGGAAAGGAAAAUGGAACAAGAGUAAACACUACUACAACUUCGAAGCUUUCCUCCACCACAACCUUCAAUUUCUGAAACUCCCGCCGGCGGCGGUUCAAUUCUUCAGAGCGAAUCAUCAACAAUGUCGCCGGAGAGCUGCAACUCCCGCCACUUCUCAUGGCUGGUGAAAUCCUGCCUCCCAAAUCCCACCCACCACCACUCCCCUUCCAAAUCCUUCCACCACCCCAUCUCCGCCGCCGCAGCCACCACCACGCUCUCCUCACUCCCCGACGACCUCCUCCUCGACUGCCUCGCCCGCGUCCCUUCCGCUUCCCUCCCCGCCCUCUCCGCCGUCUGCCGCCGCUGGUCUCACCUCCUCGACUCCGCCUCCUUCCUCUCCCUCCGCCGCCUCCGCGGCCUUCUCCGCCCCACCCUCUUCGCCUUCUCCUCCUCCGAUUCCCCGACCCUCUUCGCCGCCUCCCUCCUCCUCCACCGCUCCCCCGCCGAUUGGAAUGUUGAAGCAUCUUCUCUCCCAUUCCAUUCAUUCUCCCCCGAAAUUUUCGCCCACGCCAGAUUGGCCGCUGUGGGGCCCACCAUUUACAUCCUCGCCCGGGCCCACACUUUAUGCUACCACAUCUGGACCGACACCGUUUCCUCCAUCUCCCCCAUGGUUUCCCCCCGGAAGAAAUUCGCCUCCGCCGUCGUAUCGGGGAAGAUCUACGUCGCCGGAGGCGGUGUGUCCACUCGGACGCCUGCCGUGGCUGCCGUCGAGGAGUACGAUCCGGUUAACGACGCGUGGCGCGUGGUUUCCCAAGCGCCACGGAGGAGGUACGGGUGCGUCGGCGCGGCGGUGGACGGGGUGUUCUACGUGAUCGGCGGGCUGAAGAUCGCCGGACCCGAGGCCGCCACGACGCGCGCUGGGGCGGAGGCGUGCGCGUACGCGAGCUCGAUGGACCUGUACGACGUGGAGACGCGAGCGUGGCUGCGGAGCCGGGCGGUGCCCGGCGGCGGGUGCGUGGUGGCGGCCUGCGCUGCUGGGGGGUUCGUGUACGUUCUGGCGAGCCACGCGGUGGAGCUGUCGUUCUGGCGGUUCGACGCGCGGAGGGGUGGCGGAGGCUGUGGGUUCGGGGAGUGGAGCAGGGUAAAAAGCCCGCCGGUGCCGCAGCAGAUGAGGCUGGUGGACGGGACGGUGAGGUUCGGCUGCGUGGCGGUGGAGGAGAAGGUGGUGAUGGUGCAGGUGAUUGGUUCGAUCGACGACUUGCUGCGGCGGAGCGGGAGGAGCGGGAGGGGGUUGAGGGAAGGGUUGGUGCUGGUCUACGAUCCGGCAGGGAAUGGCGGUGGUGGGGAGUGGAGCAGGGGGCCGGACUUGCCGGAGGUGAUACGACGCGCCGCCUGUGUGACGGUGGAAUGCUGAGCCUAUGUGCUUUUUUUUUUUUUUGGGGGUGUGUUGUCGUUUGCGUAGGAGACAAGAAUGAUGAUGAUGGAUGUAACGUGAGGGAGAGCGCGUGGAGUAUCGUGCGUGGAAAAAUGGAUGGACUCUGGCAUUGGAUUCGAUUAGGAGGCCUUUUCUUCACUUUUCCGCCAAUAGGAGAUGUUGAACGAAUAUUUUGGUUACAUGCAUGGCUUUGCUUUUGCAAAACGGCAUCCUAUUUUUUAAUUUUAUUAUAAGGGUUUGAAAAGGAAGGAUGAAAAAAAAAAAAAACGUGAAUUGAGAAGUAAAUAAUUGAUAUUACCAUUGCAGACAGAUAGGGGUGUGUUAUGGUUUGGUCAAUUUAUAUCGGGAUUAGCUAUAACUGGAAAGACUAUAAUGUAGUAUGAUUUUCGAUUGCAUGAAUUUUCGAUUAAAAAAAGAUUGAAUUGAUAUUUGAGUAGAAUAAAAUGUCAUGUUGAUG
Linum trigynum is the source of this 3201-nucleotide messenger RNA. Lineage: Eukaryota; Viridiplantae; Streptophyta; Magnoliopsida; Malpighiales; Linaceae. The record is from the annotation of a GenBank genome assembly.